AUGAAAUCGUUUAAAAGACAUAUUGGAAAUCAUUAUCGAAUAACAACUUUGAUAUGCAUUAUAACUUUUUACUUUAUAUCUCACUGCUUAAAAGAGGGCAAAGAUCCCCGAAUAUAUGAAGAACUUUCAGAUACAAACCAAGACUCCUACCUACAGGAUUAUAUCAUUUCACCUGCUUCCAAUUGGAAAAGUAAUUUAUAUUUAAAUAAUAAAUUAUCAAAUGAUGUUCAAAUUCCAGAUAAAACAAUUUCAAAGGAAAAUACAAAAUUAGAUUGGAAUGCAAGAAGAAAAUUAUUAAAGAAAUCUGGGAAACCAAUUCUGAAAUCCAUUUUCCAAAAAUUAAUUAUCUCUUCUUCCUCAUCAGGCCAAAAUAAUAUCCAACUAAGUCCAAACUGUCCUAUAAAACGCCCUGUGGCUUCAAAAAGUAUAAGGGAAGACGAAUGGGAAUAUCUAACAUUUAAUAAUUUAAACCAAUGUCUUAUCAUUGAUGAUACAACAUUACAAAAUUUGAAGACAGAUCAUCAAAAUUUCCUGGAAUCUCUAAACAUCUUACAAGAUUUGCCAAUUAAUAUGUACUAUGGUAAAGGUAUAGUUCUGAUAGGAGGCGGCAAGAAUACCCUAUUUGCGAGCAUUGUUGCAAAAUUUAUUAGAGAUCAAGGGAAUGAGAUCCCAGUUGAGAUAUUUAUACCGCCAACACCCCAAAAGGACUCUUUGUCAAAUUUCGAUUUUAAACAAUCUGAGUCAGAUUUCUGUAAUAAGAUUUCCAAAGAAUUAAACACAAAUUGCAUUUUCAUCUCAGAUAUAAUUGAUGAAGAAGACUUCCACUUGCCAGAAUUGACUGAAUCUACUACUUUAUUAUUAGCAUUAUUAACUUCUUCAUUUGACGAUACUUUAGUAUUAUCUCCCAAAAAUUUCCCUUUGAAACCAUUAGAUACAAUUUUCCAAUUAAAACCUUAUCCUGAAACAGGUUUCAUUUCAUGGCCUGGGUUUUGGAGGCGUGCCAUUCAUCCUUCUACUUAUGAUAUUAUGGGUAAACAAAUCAAUUUUGACAAAAGAAUUCGAAUGUUUUUAGAUGACAUUACUCCUCCAAAAGUUUAUACAUCUGAAGAACAGAAAAAUGCUACUUUUAAAAACAGUAUUCCGCUUCAUGAUCUAGAGGGAACUUUGCCAGAUCCCGUCACUUCAGGUUCACAAUUUUUAAUCAAAAAAUCAAAAAAUAUAGAUACUAUUCUAUUAGCAUUAUAUUAUUCUGUAAAUGGUCCUUCAUGGUAUUAUAUAUUAUGGUAUCAAAAGAUUUCUCCACAUAGUUCAAAAGAUGAAUUAACAAUAGCAGCUCAUAUCUUGGAUAAACCAUUUUAUCAAGUGAAAGCUACACCAUUCUUGGACGGUAUCGUUAAAACAAAAGAAAGGCCAAUGUUUUCUUCAACACUUUAUCACGAUUUCCAACAAGAUUUUGCAUUUUAUACAUUUGCAAAGAUGAACAUUAAAAGUACUUAUGAUUUGAAAGAUUCAAAUGAUAUUCAAUUCGAUCCUAGCUAUACUUAUGAAAAAUUUUCCAAUAAUUAUAUGGAUGUUGGUUGGGAAGCUAUUAGAAAUGGGAAUCAUUUAAUGUUUGCUCAUAGCAAUUUAUUUGACGGAGAUCCUAAACUUUUAAAAAACAGAAAGUUAUUAAUUGAUGAUAUUUCCAAGGAACCUUUACUCAUGACUUGGAAUAUUGCUAUUUUUGAGAAACAAAAUAUUGAACUGGAGAGUUUUAAAACUAUGCAUGAAUAUCUUUGCGAAAAAGCUUAUUAUUUUGAUUAUUUGGAAGACGAAUACGUUGAUGAAACAAAUGCUUUGCCAGGCAUGUGUUUAUUUAUAAAGCAAAGAUUGGAUUUUUUACAAUCAAGUGCAGAUGAUGCUAAGAAAACGAUAGAUGCUAGAAUUAAAUUUGAAGAAAAAAUGAUGGAGUAUGAUAAAUUGAAAAAUCAAUUAUCUCUUGAAGAUAAAUUAAUAAAAGCUAGAAUUGAGAAAAUUCUAAGUACUAAAAGACUUAGAGAAAAAGAAGUUUAUUUCAAAAAGAAACCACGUAUUAAUUUGAAAGAAAAUGGCACUCCUGAUUGGGAUAGUGAACUUUUUUUCGAAGAAAUUGAGGAAAGUUCAGUUACAGAUUUAGAUGCAGAAAAGGACGUCGAUGAAACAGCAACUGUAGAUGAGUUGAUUACUGAGGAAGAAAUUGAAUUCCAAAAACUUCAGGAUCUUGAAGAGGAUAAAAAUGGUGGUAAAUUUGCAAAGAUGAGGAAAAAAAAGUCCAACAUUCUUGAAGGAAGUUUUAAACAUAAAAAAGAGCAACCACCAAUUUUUGGUAUUGAAAGAAAUGGUAGGUUAGAAUUGGUGAAACUAGACGAAAUGCUGGAAAUCAUUUUACUUGAUUCAAAAGUAAAAUUUGAUGCUCAAAAUAGAGGAGCCAUUAGAGAAAAAGAUGAUCUCAGUCUCUUUAACGAUAUUGAUAAACAAGAGGAAAAUUCGGAUCAAAAAAUUGAAGGAACUGGGGUUAAGGGAGCUCCAAAAAAAGAUGGCAAGCUCAAUCUUAGGGAUGAUCCAGUUAUGCAAGAAUUAGUACGAAAGAAAAAGCAAGAACUAAUGGAAGAAAAUAAAAGAAAAAACGGUGUGAAUGUUAUUAAAUAUGCACCAAUUCCAGAAGGGCAGGAUGUUCCUAAAGGUUUUAAUCCUAUGGAAAAGGCAGCUGUUAAGAAAAAGUUAGAAAAGGAUUUAAAGUUGAAGAAUAAAUUUGUAGGGAGACCAAAAGGGAAAGCUGAGUUGAAUGCACCUACUUCUCCUGAAGAGACAAAAGGUAAGAUUUCAACAAAAUAUAACAACUUCGAAAAGAGCUAA
Henningerozyma blattae CBS 6284 is the source of this 2874-nucleotide messenger RNA. RefSeq lists its product as uncharacterized. Gene Ontology annotation, molecular function: alpha-1,2-mannosyltransferase activity. NCBI's taxonomy places the organism in Eukaryota, Fungi, Ascomycota, Saccharomycetes, Saccharomycetales, Saccharomycetaceae. Gene Ontology annotation, biological process: mannan biosynthetic process. The transcript has a single exon. Bases 1 to 2874 code for a protein of 957 amino acids. The record is from RefSeq and is a predicted model, not a curated record. Gene Ontology annotation, cellular component: Golgi apparatus.